This is a messenger RNA of Meleagris gallopavo (turkey), 1606 nucleotides long. NCBI's taxonomy places the organism in Eukaryota, Metazoa, Chordata, Aves, Galliformes, Phasianidae. The record is from RefSeq and is a predicted model, not a curated record.
GACAUGGGGACACCCAUGGGGACACCAAAAGGGACAUCUUGGAAAGACCAUGGGGACACCCAUGGGGACACCAAAAGGGACAUCUUGGAAAGACCAUGGGGACAUGGGGACACCCAAGGGGACACCAAAAGGGACAUCUUGGAAAGACCACAGGGACAUGGGGACACCCAUGGGGACACCAAAAGGGACAUCUUGGAAAGACCACGGGGACAUGGGGACACCCAUGGGGACACCAGGAGGAACAUCACAGAGACGCCUCAGGGACGUGGGGACACCCAAAGGGACACCCAAAGGGACAUCUUGGAAAGACCACGGGGACAUGGGGACACCAGAAAGAACAUCAUGGAAGGACCACGGGGACACGGGGGCACCCAUGGGGACAUCAGAAAGAACAUCAUGGAAGGACCAUGGGGACACGGGGGCACCCAUGGGGACACCAUAAAGGAUAUCAUGACAACACCACGGGGACACGGGGACACCCAUGGGGACAUCGAUAGGGACGUUGUAGAAACACCACAGGGACACGGGGACACCAACAGGACGUCCCAGGGAUGCUCUGGGGUGUGGGGUGGCCCUCGGGGACCCAUCAAUGUCACUGUCCCCAGGUACGGGUUCCUCCUGGACAAGGCUCUGAUCAUCUGCAAGCGCCGUGGGGACGCCUACGAGGCCAAGGAUGUCGUGGACCUACAGAGCCACCAGCUGAGGGACAGUGGCCUCGGGCCCAGGGAUGGCAAGAAGUGGUCCCACACCUUCCUGCUCAUCAACACGGCCGGGCUGCAGGGCUACGAGCUCUUCUUCAAGACACGUGAGCUGAAGAAGAAGUGGCUGGAACAGUUCGAGAUGGCCCUCUCCAACAUCUUCCCGGAGCACGCCCUGGCGGAUGGACACGACUUCCAGAUGUUCUCCUUUGAGGACACCACGUCCUGUAGGGCCUGCCAGAUGCUGCUGAGAGGAACGUUCUACCAGGGAUACCGCUGCAACCGCUGCCGGGCUCCUGCACACAAGGAGUGUUUGGGGAGGAUGGGGACCUGCGGAGCCGAUCCGAGCUCUGGCAACAGGAAGAUGAAAUCCCAGCGCCCGGGGCAUGAAAACAAGCCUGCAGACCUGGGGUUGCCCAAGAUGGAGGCGAGCCAGCACUACAGCGGGGUGCCCCCACCGCCGGGAAAUGUGGGUCCUGCCCUACGUCUCAGCCCUGGGGACGUCGUGGAGGCAAUGGUGGCGGAGGUGGAGCAGCUGUGGUGGCAGGGCAGGAACGUGGUCAAUGGUGAGACCGGCUGGUUCCCCUGUGCUGCUGUCAGACCCUUCAUCUGUGCACCGAUGCCGGAUCUCUCUGUCUACCUCUGGUACGCCGGCCCCAUGGAAAGGGGGGAAGCGGAACAGAUCCUGACACCCCGCUCUGAUGGCACGUUCCUGGUGCGGCAGCGGGUGAAGGACACGGGAGAAUUUGCCAUCAGCAUCAAGUAGGGUUUUGGGGGCAGCCAUGGGGUCCACCCUCAGGAUUUGGGGGGAGGGGGGCGUCAGGUGGUGAUGAUGGGGUGGAUGUAGGGAGGUCCUCCACGGCGAGGUAGGAAGAGUAGGGAUGGACCUUUACAGUGGGGUGGAGGUG